Pneumocystis jirovecii RU7 is the source of this 1482-nucleotide messenger RNA. RefSeq lists its product as uncharacterized. Gene Ontology annotation, biological process: protein folding; protein peptidyl-prolyl isomerization. Gene Ontology annotation, cellular component: catalytic step 2 spliceosome. The transcript has 6 exons. Bases 1 to 1482 code for a protein of 493 amino acids. The record is from RefSeq and is a predicted model, not a curated record. Gene Ontology annotation, molecular function: peptidyl-prolyl cis-trans isomerase activity. Lineage: Eukaryota; Fungi; Ascomycota; Pneumocystomycetes; Pneumocystales; Pneumocystaceae.
AUGGCUCAAGUUUAUAGUCAAGAACCAUAUACAAAUGGUAAAGUUUGUAUUAAUACAAAUAAAGGUAAUAUAGAAAUUGAAUUAUGGGGUAAAGAGAUCCCUAAAGCAUGCAGAAAUUUCAUUCAACUAUGUAUGGAAGGAUAUUACAAUAAUACUAUUUUUCAUAGACUUGUUCCAGGAUUUAUUAUCCAGGGAGGUGAUCCAACGGGUACAGGUAUGGGUGGGCAGUCUAUAUGGGAUGAACCUUUUUCUGAUGAAUUUCAUUCACGCUUAAGAUAUAAUAGAAGAGGUCUUGUUGGAAUGGCUAAUAGUGGUAAAAAUGAUAAUGGUUCUCAGUUUUUUAUUACAUUAUCACCCACGCCUGAAUUACAAGGGAAAAAUACUCUUUUUGGGAGGAUUGUUGGGGAUAGUAUAUAUAACGUAUUGAAAAUGGCAGAAUUAGAGAUUGAUAAAAAUGAAAGACCCUUAUAUCCUCCUAAAAUUAUUUCUGUAGAAAUUUUAUUAAAUCCAUUUAAUAAUAUUUUCCCUAGAAUUACAGAAAAAGAAAGGAAAAAUCAAAUAGAAUCACUUAUGACAUCAAAGCAAGAAUCUAAAAAUAAAAUAAAAAAGAACAAAACAUUGUUGAGCUUUGAAGAUGAAGUUGAUACUAGUGAAUGUAAAGAAUUUAAACUUAAAAGUAGCCACGAUAUAGGAAAUGAUUCAAAAUUAUCAGAGCUUUCUGCAGUUACUACAAGUAUUAAAAGAAGACAUGAUUCAUCUGAUAAAAUUGAAAAAAAUGGACAUCCUGUUAUUAAUAUAAAGAAUUCUGAAACGAAAACAGUAGGUUCUUCAAAUUUAUCUAGUUUCAUUGCAGAAUUAUCAGAAAAAAAAAAAUCAUCUGAUUCUAAAAAAAUAAAAAUAGAUGAAAUUCAAGCGCAAAUAGAAAUUCUAAAGAAGGAUAUUAAAAAUAUGGGAAAAAAAAAAAAUGAGUAUUUAGACAAAGAAAAAAAUGAAAAGGAAAAAUUGUUUUCUUACUUAGAAAAAGAAAGAGAACGCUAUAAAGCUUCAGAAAAAGCUAUUGUUGGAGGAAAAGGAAAAUCAAUAAAAAGAAGAGAAGAAGAGACUCUUGCUAAGCUUUCAUUGUUUCAGUCUAGGAUUUCAUCCAAAGACUGCAUUGAAGUAGAAGAAGAUGAUGAAGAAAAGGAUGCAUGUGAAUUACAUGGCAUUCCUGGAUGUUUUUCAUGCUUUGAUAGAUUAGGAGAGCACAAUGAUUUACCUGAAGAAAAUAAUAGUGAUUGGUUUGCAAAAAAACUUGUUUUUGCUAAAGAUAAACUUGGAAAGGAUUAUACAUAUAGUGCAAAAAAAGCAGAAGAAGAUUUUGAAAUAAUUGAUCCUAGAGAGAGGAAAGAAAAGGCUAUAUCUGAAGAAAAAAUGAAAAAAAAAAAUAGUGAAAUAUCAAAAAGCUUUAAACUAAAUUAUAAAGGUUAUAAAUCAAAUUUAUAA